AUGAAGAUCAUAUUUUAUUUACUGCUGAUGCUCAGCGUCGGGCGAUGUGAGCUUGAUCAGAUCUUUGACACACAGACUGUUGGUGUUGGAGAUGAUGUGGCACUGAAAUGUGCCCGUGAGUCUUCAGGAAGCUUGUUUUGGUUCAGGCUUGUUUCUGGAGACUUGCCUAAAGUCUUAGGAAAAACAUUUAGCUUUGAGACGGAUCCUCGCAUCACAGCCACCGAAGAGCCUGGAUUCUUUGUUCUGCUUAUUAAAGAAGCAAAGCUCAGUGAUGCUGCAGUUUACUUCUGCAUGAAAAAAUACAAGAACAACUUCACGUUUCUGAAAGGAAUAGACCUCAGAGUUAAAGGGCCAGAUACCACUGCAGUCCCUCCGUCUGAUCCAGUCCGUCCAGGAGCCUCGUUGUCUCUGCAGUGUUCAGUCCUCUCCGACUCCGAGAACAAAACCUGUCCAGGAGGACACAGUGUGUGCUGUUUCAGAGCCGGAUCACAUCAGUGUCACCCAAGUUUUAAUUAUACUGAUGGAAACCGCGUCGCAGAACAUGAAAAGAACCCUGACGGACUCUCGCAGAAGAAAUGUGUCUACAGCUUCUUCAAGAACGUCAGCUCGUCUGAUGCCGGGACAUGUUUCUGUGCUGCUGCCACAUGUGAGGACACAUUUUCCAUUUCCAACGAUUCAAAACUCAACACUGAAGCACUCAACAUGUGGAAUUCACAGAAAAACAACACAGUUGUCUGUCUGUUAUGUGCAGCUUUGGUUAUAAGCCUGAUUGUUAUAGCCUUUCUCACUUAUUCAGUCAAGAAGCUCAAGAAAAAAUCUUGCGCUUGUUGCGACGAUGCUUUUGCUCUGCAAACAAGUGCAGCAUCAGCUGGUGGUCAUCAGCAAAGUCAGCAGACAGACGAGGACUCGCUGGUUUAUUCUGCACCAACCUUCACCAGCAGGAAAACCAGCAAGGGAGGGACGAGGGACGCAAAAACAGACGAGGAAGAGAGCAUCUACAGCCAUGUCCGGGCUCGUGGACUCGAGUCUGAAAACCAGACUUGAUACUUAAUGCUGAG
Molecule: messenger RNA, 1058 nt
Organism: Centropristis striata (black sea bass)
Lineage: Eukaryota; Metazoa; Chordata; Actinopteri; Perciformes; Serranidae
Exons: 6
Coding region: 1-1044 (347 amino acids)
Biological process (GO): response to bacterium
Source: RefSeq, a predicted model, not a curated record